Molecule: messenger RNA, 617 nt
Organism: Zophobas morio
Lineage: Eukaryota; Metazoa; Arthropoda; Insecta; Coleoptera; Tenebrionidae
Exons: 2
Coding region: 1-543 (180 amino acids)
Source: RefSeq, a predicted model, not a curated record
AUGAAUAAGGGAAAGAAAAGUGAGCCCAAGAAAAUUCUUGUACGAAAUACGGAGCUUCCAGUUCCUAAAACACGACUGCUUUUGGAGGGAAAAAGUAAAAUUAAAGAGAAACCAAAAACGGAGGAACCCAACGUUCAUAAAACUAAAUCGGCAAAUAGUCGACCCAAGUUCCACGUUCCUGAGUUACAUUCCACCUUGAAAAUAUCAGACAAAAUAGACAAACUGGAAAAAACAAAACCACAGAAGUUUCAGAAAGAUGUAGCAUUUUGUGAAAAGGUUACAAGGAAAGUUAAUUUUCCCGCAGACAGACCAAUAUAUAAAGAUUUAAUACCGCUGCAAGUUCCAGCGAAAUCGCCGCCAGUUUUAAGUUCCAGAGAACCGCUACCUCAGAAAGACAAAGAACCGUCGUUAUCGAGCUAUGCUCACCCUACAGCACCAAGAGAGUACAUUUAUGUCCCCUCAAUUAAAACCAACAUGCGUUCCACCUCCUCAUCUGUUGACAAUUUACACCUCUACAAAGUAAUGCAAAUGUUUUCUCAAUAAAGCAUUUAUUCAGACCAAGUUACAAUUUAAUUUAAAUCUUAUUAAACGCCGCGAUGUCGACGGACUGGACAAAA